Sitodiplosis mosellana (orange wheat blossom midge) is the source of this 2103-nucleotide messenger RNA. RefSeq lists its product as uncharacterized. Lineage: Eukaryota; Metazoa; Arthropoda; Insecta; Diptera; Cecidomyiidae. The coding region runs from base 1 to 1077 and encodes 358 amino acids. The record is from RefSeq and is a predicted model, not a curated record. The transcript is spliced from 2 exons.
AUGAACCCGGUUCUGAAAAAGGCUUCACCUCCAAGUGUAACUACAGUAUCAAAAGAGUGCAAUGUAUCUAACAUGAAUUCCACGAGUGCGACCAAUAACAAUAAUAUUAAAACUAUAUACAAUGGAUCGAACAACUCACUUACCGUAGGGGGAAGUGGAUUUGUUUCAGGCUAUGAAACGGAUGGUGGAACGAAUAUUUCCUACAAACGAUCUGCUUUCAAGCAACCUAAAAACGAUGAACAAGGAAACAUCGCCCACACACACCAUGGACCCAUUUACAGCAUCGAACCACCUCCUUACCCGGCAUCUAUAAAACCAGCACAGAUAACAAGACCACAACAAACUACCAUUUCCUCCCUAUCAACGAAAAAUUUCCAGGCUCAGCCUGUACUUCCUGUUAAACAGCUGAAUUCGAGGGCUGCAUCUGGACCUGAAAAAAUAUCCAUCAUCACCCAACCACUACCAGAAAUACCACCAAAAACAAUGCAAAAUCAACGAAAUCAACAACCACUUUCAGCCUCUAAUUUGACCAAGUAUCGUUCAAUGAAGGCAAUGCCUGAAAAUAUCGAUGUUAGUGCAUCUUCAAAACAUUUUAAUGAUAAUCACGGUCGUAUAGUGGUCAAAUCCUCGGCUCCGUUACAUGAUCAACCACCGAUGCUCCCGCCGAAAAAUCGAAAUAAAGUGGGUUCAAAACAAAGUAUUUCAAAGCAACCGCAUAUGCAACCAGGGACAAAAACGUUUCCUCAGUUACAAAAGUCUUCAAAAAUCGCAUCAGAUAAAAAGCAACAGACUACAUACAGCACAUUUGGCUAUGAUCAUUCCGCACGAGAUCUCAAAAAAUACUACACAGGUCAAUACUGUGAUUCCAGUGAAAGCUACGGUGACCAUUGCAAGCCAUACCGACAGGCAUCAAGUUUGGGAGUAUCACAUAAAUCAUCUAGAGGAACAUCAAAUCAAACAUCGAGACGGCAAUAUAAUGACAACACACACUCAUUCCGCACUUUAAAUUCAACCGGUAUAAACAUGAGAGGAAUGAACGCGAAUCUGGGACACCGCACGGAUCAUACAGAUAUGUAGGGUUCGUGUUCUUGUGGUGGAGAUGGCAUUCCAUCACAUAGGCAUCCAAAGUCAUCGCUAUCACACAAUUAACUAUAGUUAUCAAUAAUAAGUAUUAAGACAUUCAUCGCUCUCGUUUAAAUUAUCUGUAAAAGUAGAAAAUAAGUAAUAAGUUCGAAAUAAUUCAUGGAUGAGAUUUUAAUCUUUUACAGUUAGGGAUUGAUUUGUCGAAUAGUUUUGGCAACAAAAUUCAAGUAUUUGAUUAUGCAAGGGUUAUAUCCCGCACUGCCAAACAUACUUUCUUAUUAGAUUUUUUCAGAAAAAAUAUUGGAAUAAGAACCUCUUCAUUGAGCAGUCCUCAAAAUUAAAUUAUUUCUCGAUUCCAAACAAUAUUUGUUUUCUGUCUCAAAUAACGAGAUGCAAACAUUUCUUUUACGCAUUUGUACUACUCGUAUUAAUUGUCCUAAUAGAAUAUGUCAAUUAAAUAAGUUAGGGUUGGAAUUGAAUUUCUGUUUGAUGUUGCUUUUCCACUCAAAUAAUAAUAUAAAAAUAAUAUAAGAUGAUCAAUUCACUGAAAAAAUAUAUUGCAUGAAAAGUUUUAAUCUCACGGUUAUAUUAAUCUAGAAUGAAACAAUGAAGUAAAAUAAAGUAACUUCAUCCCCUGUAGUAGUCAUAUGACUAGGCAUAAGUUCACACCUAACGUCGAAUAUUUGUUUGCUCUGACAUUCAGGAGAAUGAUAUCGUAAAUUUUCUUCAACCAUUUUUCGGUUUGCAUUGAAAAAAUACAUUUGAACCAGGUCUGAAGGAAUACGUGUUAAAUCAAAUGAAAUAAAUAGCUUGCAAUUCGUUCUUUGAGACCUAUGUUCAAUGCUAGAUGUGAACGUGGUCUCAUCCUAAGUCUUUUUAUUAUUAACUUAAGGCAAUCUUAGAAAAAAAGAUAAAUUUUAUCGAUAUACCUUGUUCAAACCGUACUAAACAAUUAAGCGAAAACCUAUCAAUGACGUGGCAUAAAAUAAAUAUGAUUAGAAAAAAGUUCCAAGUAAAAAA